AAAUCUUUUAACGAGUCAAAGAAUUAACGCCAAGGACAUAUCUGGCAUGUAUCAAUACUAUUAUGUUCUUCUUUACCUAAACGGUAAAAUUAAAAAUUUGCAACUCACCUUGAACAAGAUCAUGGAUUUCUGCCUGAAGAAUUUCAUUAAAAACAUAAAUAUUCUCGUGGAAAAAAAAGCAGGACUAGUCACAAUCUACACUUACUAUCCUUUCAACAAGAAAAUUUGCCGAGAUAAUACUCCAAAAAUUUAUAACUACUUCAUGGACAAGAAGUUGAUAUGGAUGAAGCCUACAUUUGAAAGGAAAUUAAACAAUAUGUGGAAAUGCCCUCUGAUAACAAUUGUUGUGGAAGAACCUCCAUUCGCUAUAGUAACGAAAGAAAAAACUUUUGGAUUCGAUUUAGAUGUUAUUAGAAGUCUUGCUGAUGUUAUGAACUUUACAGUCGAUGUGCUGAUAAUUGAAGAGAAACACAAUGCUGAAGACAAGGUUAUCGGAGGAGUUUUAACCAAUCGUAUAAACGAGGGAGAUCUUGUGAUCGGAGGCUUUCUUUGUUCCAAAGAUAGAAUUGAAAAUUUUGCGUCUUUAGGUUAUUUGUCAUCAGCUUCUUUGGAUUUGGUAAUAAAAAAGCCUAAGACAUACAGUCCAUUAGAAAUCCUUCUAUUUCCUUUCGAUAAGUCUACUUGGCUUAUGCUUUUGUUCAUUUUGAGUGGAAAAGGUUGCGGACAAGUUCUCUGGAAAAAGUUUUCUGGGCUUUCCCUCUGUUUUGGUAAAGUUUCAUCACGGAUACAUCUACUGUCUUGGCUUCUGGGUAUUCUAAUCAUAGAAAGCUCUUACGGAGGCUCACUUUUUAAAUUUAUACACAAACAACCGCAACGCAGAGUUCCUGCCAAUUUCGAAGAAACCAUUGCAGCAGGUUAUAAUUUCCUGGCCAAGAAAUCAUACUACUACAUUUUAGACCCGUUUUUUAAUCGAAUGCCGGAGAAGAUCAAUUACAUUGACGUUUCUUUUAUGCAAUUAUUCGACGAAUUGGACAGUCGUGAAGGCAAGUAUGCUAUAUUUACAUCGUGCGAUGACAUGAUUGUUCACAAAAACGAUCCUUCAUCAUAUGAACGGCAUUACACUAUUAAGAAUCCUGUACAUCACAAUGUCUUGUGCUUUUACAUGCCAAAGUUUUCUUUUUUUACCGAAGAGUUUCAUAAAAGAAUAACGCAAAUGUCAUAUAGUGGACUCAUAAAGCGUAUUUAUGACAAAUUAGCAGCUGAUAGCAUUAGGAAGAAAAAUAUCGCCCGUCACAGAGUUUCGAAACCGAUGGGACUGAAACAACUUAUGGGUGCUUUUCAGCUGCUUAUGGCUUUGUCAGGAAUAGCAACUUGUUUUUUUAUAGUGGAAAUUCUCUCAACAAAAAUUUUAAUAUUGAAAAAUUUGAUUGAAAAUUUACAGUAAGUGUAAAGGA
Molecule: messenger RNA, 1454 nt
Organism: Episyrphus balteatus (marmalade hoverfly)
Lineage: Eukaryota; Metazoa; Arthropoda; Insecta; Diptera; Syrphidae
Exons: 2
Coding region: 47-1444 (465 amino acids)
Source: RefSeq, a predicted model, not a curated record